Planococcus citri (citrus mealybug) is the source of this 2680-nucleotide messenger RNA. RefSeq names its product solute carrier family 66 member 2. The coding region runs from base 463 to 1440 and encodes 325 amino acids. The record is from RefSeq and is a predicted model, not a curated record. Lineage: Eukaryota; Metazoa; Arthropoda; Insecta; Hemiptera; Pseudococcidae. The transcript is spliced from 6 exons. Gene Ontology annotation, cellular component: trans-Golgi network; endosome. Gene Ontology annotation, biological process: retrograde transport, endosome to Golgi; phospholipid translocation.
AAAUAAAAUGAAUCAUAUGAGCGAACGUCGUCCGUAGUAUCAGACAAAAGUCGAUUAAAGUUGGUUAAUUUUCUGCUUAGGUUAGUUAAAUUGCUUAAAUUUCGUUUAAAUGAUACAUUGUGCGUUGAUUAAGUAAUAAAGUAAAUUUUUAUCAAUCCCUUUAACCAAAAAAAUUAACGUAGCAACAUUAUUAAUAUGUUAAUUUGCCUUACACGAAUUAAACGUAAUUCAGCUAUUCGACGAUCUAUGGAGAUAUCCGCUUCACAAUAAAUUUUUAAAGUAUCUGUUUCGAGGUACCUUCCAGCAUCAUGUUGCUCUUACAGUAAUUUCCAAUACUAGUCAUGAAAUGCUGUCCUUAACAUUGGGAUUGACGUUGAUAUUUUGAUGUGUGUCGUAUUUGUUGGCUAAGCAACUCGAUACCGGUAUUUCCAGCGUUAACAUACGUUGGUAUUAUUUCUAGAAAUGGACGCGGUAAGAGUAGACGAUGCUUCCUUUUGCCCUUCCCCUCCUGAAUUAGAGAGAAAAAACAAAGAUUUCCAAUUUUUACCAACACCAAAGAUCUCAUGUUGGCAAAUUUUUCUUCUUAACCGGAUUCGGAGUUUUCAAACAGCUGGUGUAUGGCAAAAUCUGGUAUACGAACUAAUCGACCGCCAGCAGCAGCCAAACGCGACACCGUAUCAUCAUUUUUCUUAUUACAUAAUGGAACCGAUGAUGGAAGAAAUGCGCGAAAUGUCUAUCACAAGAAUAAUAAGAUGGGUGAGCGCUGCGAUUAUGAUUUUCGGAGGCGUAAUUCCAUACAUUCCGCAGUAUCGAGAGAUUUAUUUGAAAGACGACGCCGAAGGCUUCUCCCUAUACGUUUGCCUCGCUUUAUUGAUUGCCAAUACACUUCGUAUACUUUUUUGGUUUGGUAAAAGAUACGAACUGCCAUUAUUGCUACAAAGUAUUGUAAUGAAUGUAAUGAUGCUAGCGAUGAUACACCUCUGUAUCAAAGUAAAAAAUAAAAAUACAGCGGUUCGUGGGCCGGAUCGAGUUUUUACAGAUUUUGACUGGCGAUAUUUUUGGCAAUGGACUGAUUUCCAGUCCUAUAUUGAUUUCUUAUUAGCGAUGAGCAUAGUUUUAUCCUUUAUUACAUUUUUAUUUCUUCACUCUCCUAUUUACGUAGAAAGUAUAGGAUUUUUAGCUUUAUUUACCGAAGCAAUGUUAGGAGUACCCCAGUUAUUGAAAAAUUUGAGGCAUAAGUCUACCGAAGGCAUGAGUAUUUUAAUGGUUUUAAUGUGGACAGGAGGUGAUGCGUUUAAAACGGUUUAUUUUGUGGUGCGACAAGCGCCUUUGCAAUUUUGGGUCUGCGGUUCGCUGCAAGUCUUCAUAGAUAUCAUCAUUCUAGGCCAAGUGUAUUGGUUUCGGGAUAAUUCUACAUUCCGUGCAUCUCGUCCAGACUGAUAAUGAUAAAAUUAGUUUAAUUCUAGACCUCUUCGGUAAUACUGGUUUUUUACCUCACCAUUUUACCCCAUUUUUCUUUUCUUUCUUUUUUUGAAAAAAAAACAACUUUAUUUUACAUAUUAUAGCCACCGUAGAUUCGUGGUAGUUUUCAUGGCCAAAAUAUUACGGAGUAACGCCUAGACUCGACAAGCGUUUGUUAAUUUUAAUUUUGUUGGCAUUUGUUAUUGUAAUAUUGUUAUGUACUAUUCUUUGAAAGAGAAUUUUUAGCUGACAUGCGCUAUUAUUUAUGUGAUAAUUAAUUUUUGUUUUUUCUAGUACAUAUAUAAUAGAGAACUCUCUAUUUCUUUUAUUUAUUUCGCUUAAGAAUUUCAUUUUCUUUUGUUUCGUUUCAAUUACAUUGUAUGUAUUUAUCAUUUUUACAAUUUUUUUCUCUUCCAUUUUCAUUUUAAAUGUAUUUUGAAUAGUAGUAUUUUAAUGUUAUUUUCUCGUUUUUUUUUUCUCUAAGUAAGAAUACUAUGUAAUCCAUUAAAAUACUCAUAUAUCGCAGGUAAAAUACUAUAUUGUACUACGAAACGACAUUUAUUUUAAUUUUUUGUUUCGGUUCCUAUCAUGUUAUUGUUUUAUUUAUAAAUACUAUUUUACCAUCAUCACCAAUUCAGUAUGCGCUUUUUUAAACAUUAUUUUUAAUAUUUUAUCGAGUAUUUUCUUCAUCUAUAUCGAUACCUUAUUUAUUUCUUUUUUUAAUUUGUUACAUUCUCUACUUGAAAAAUAAAUACGAAUUUCAACAUGUUUUUUUCUCCAACCAUUAUUUUUAUCCUACUUCGGCACAAAUUAUUAUCGCUUCGAAGUAGAUUUUCUUUUUUCAUCUAUACCUACCAUUUUUAAGUGAGCACCAAUUUUUCCCUUCUUUUCUUUCUUUCUCCGUUCAACUUUCGCUACGUCAGUUGGGUGCAAUGUUCCUAUUAGAAUUAGAUUUUAGAAUUUUUAUUUCUCUCUUGCUGGACUCGAGAAGAAAAAAUUGAUAAUUUAGAAAAACGCGAUACACCGAGCACUCGCUCGUUUAAUAAUGUAUGAUUUACCUACUACUGUGUAUUUUACUCAAAACUUCCGUUAACAUGAAGACACGCCUUUUUUUUGUGAACAUUUAAAAAUAUUUACGUAUACCUACCUACCAUUUCUUUGUUUUAUAUAGUUGUUGUUAGAGAUAUUACAAGAAAAUACACUUUUAACUUUUAACAAA